Messenger RNA from Paramecium octaurelia, 1409 nucleotides. The record is from the annotation of a GenBank genome assembly. Lineage: Eukaryota; Ciliophora; Oligohymenophorea; Peniculida; Parameciidae.
AUGGGUAAUUGUAAUAUCAAUGAAAAAAAAGAAGAUCUAAUGGAAAAUAAUGGUAUAUAGAAUUAAUAGGUAGUGGUUUCUGUUUAAAAUUUUCAAUUUAUUGAUGCAAUAGGAAGAGGGGGAUUUGGUAAAGUGUGGAAAGUCCGACAAAAGAAGAAUAAAUAAUUUUAUGCCUUGAAAGUGAUGUCGAAACCCAAGUAUGUUAUACUGAGUUAUGUAGGAUUAUAACAAAGAAAUCGGUGUAAUCAGUGAUGAAUGAAAAAGCACUACUAUGUGGAUUAAAACACAAGUAAGAAGAGAAAAUAAUAUAAGUUUUCUGAUCAACAUGUAGUACUCAUUUCAGGAUCGAGAAUAUUUGUAUUUAGUUAUGGAUUUACUUUCAGGAGGAGAUCUGAGAUAUCACAUAGGAAGGCUUCGGAGAUUUAAUGAGGAACAAACAAGUAUUUGCAAUUGAUUCUAAAAUCUAGAGUUUUUCAGUGCAUGUAUAAUGGUAGCAUUGGAAUAUUUACAUCAACAAGGGAUAUUACAUAGAGACCUAAAGCCAGAGAAUUUGGUGUUUGAUAGCAAUGGUAUUGAAAGGUCAUUCUUCAGUUAGGAUACUUGAGAUUGACAGAUCUUGGUAUAGCAAGAAUUUGGAAACCAGAAAACUCUCAAGACACCAGUGGAACUCCAGGAUACAUGGCCCCAGAAGUGAUGUGUCGUAUGAUAUUGUCAAUUUCUAAUUUAAUAGGACACAAUCAUGGAGUGGCAGUUGAUUAUUUUGCCUUGGGAGUGAUAGUAUAUGAGUGUAUGUUGGGAAGAAGACCAUAUUUGGGAAGAAGUCGUUAAGAAAUAAGGGAAUAAAUGUUAGCAAAGUAGGCAGCUAUAAAGAGGUAGGAAGUACCUCCUGGAUGGAGUUUAGAGGCAGCCGAUUUUGCGAACAGAGUAUGUCUUUAUGAUAAAUGGGGUAGUUACUUUAAAGAAAGCCGUAAAAUAGAUUGGGGAAUAACGGACCUGAUGAAGUGAAGGAACAUCCUUGGUUUAAGGACUUCAGUUGGGAGAAGUUGAUGAGUAAAGAGAUGAUAGCUCCCUUUAUACCGAAUGUAAGGAUAGUUAGAUAGUGAUCAUUAGGGGAAUGAAGACAAUUAUUUGCCAUCGGACAGUAGGAGAGAUUCGGAUGAUACUAUUAACGAGGAUCAAUAGAUGAUGUUAAGAAGAAAUUCGAUACAAAGUAAGAGGAGUGAUUUAUUGUUAGAUUUAUUCAAUGGAUACGAUUUUGACAAUAAUGCCAGUGUUCCAAGCAGUUAAAUUGCCAUUUCGAGUACUUCUUCAUCUCGAGUCACGAAACAACCGACAACUACUACGACACCGAAGUCAGCCAAGUUGGCCUAAAAGCUUAAAAAUUGAUAAUCAUUUUUGCCUUAUAAAUA